Messenger RNA from Stomoxys calcitrans (stable fly), 10331 nucleotides. RefSeq lists its product as uncharacterized. The transcript is spliced from 5 exons. NCBI's taxonomy places the organism in Eukaryota, Metazoa, Arthropoda, Insecta, Diptera, Muscidae. Bases 45 to 10118 code for a protein of 3357 amino acids. The record is from RefSeq and is a predicted model, not a curated record.
GAAGAGGAAAACCAAACCAAACAGAAGGAACAACGUCGGGAUGUAUGGAUAAAAACCAAACCAUGGACGAUGAUUUGGAUAUAUACGAUGAUUUGGACCAAUUUCAAGAGCAACAAGAGCAGAAAUGCAAAGAAUUGCAAAAUGCCGAGAAUCGAUACCAGGAAUCUCUUAAAACAAUAAAAAAUUUGGAAGAAGAAAAUAAGACGCUGCGAAAGAAACUACAACGCAUUGAAUUAAGUUUUCAAAGUCUUUUGGAUACAGCAAGAAGUGAAAUUAAAAGAAAGGAUGCAGAAAUCGAAAGAUUACGAAAAGAAAAAGACGACAUUUGUUUCAGAAGGAAGAUUGCAAAUCGUUCAAAGGAUUUUGAGCCUACUACAUCGUCUCAAAAGAUAGUAAAGAAUCCUUUUGCUAACAGAACAAGUGCUCAAGAGGAUUGUAAUGAGUUAUCAAAAGUGGAAAAUAAAAAGGAAAUUGAAUCAACUGUACCAGAUAGAGGAAGACAAAGGGAAAGAAACUUCGCCGACAAAUAUCCUGAUAGACAACAUAACACAUCCGGUGAAUCUUAUUAUAAUGAUAAAAGCAAACGACAUAAAGAUAGUGGUAUUCCCGAAACAGACGAUAAAUAUCAGUAUGAACGCAGCAGGGAUAGACAUCCACAAGACUCUAAAAGGGAACAACGUCGUGAACUCGUCGUUAGAACUCAUAAUGACCACCGACGAAGAGAUAGAGAUGCAGACAAACAUAUUGAUGAAAAAUACGAGCAACGAAGAGAACGUGAAAGUGAAAGGGAUAGGCACCAUAGGGACCGUCAUAGAAGUCGCAACGAUCAAAGUUAUCAUUCGUUUUCAUCCAAAAGUGCUGAACGCAUUAGAAGCCCAGAUAGCAAAUCAUUGCAUAAUACUGAACGUCAGGAAAAGGAUGAUCACGGUCGUGCUUCUUACACGACGAAAAAUAGCAGCACUGACCACUCGUAUUCCACAGGCAAAAAAGAUAAGCACAUAGGCGAGCAGAGGGAACAUUUAAGCAAAACCUCCAAUAUGAACACCCCUGCCAAAGAAAAAACUAAGCUGUCAACAUUUCAUACUGACUCCAUAUUGAUUAACAGAAAAGACGAGCAGUGCCAGGAUGAAAGCAAAAUCGAAGAGGAGGAGAAAAUCAAAGGAAUUGAAGGCCAUAAAACUAAGAAAAUUCAAUCCAAAUAUGGUGAUGAUAAACAACUGACAAAUGAAGAACACAAAAGUCAUCAACACUCGUUUGUUAAAAAUAGUGACAUAAAAUGUUCAGGCAAUAAUAAUAAUGAUGCCUACGGCUAUACACAUAAGCCAAAAGAAAGUUCCAAGGACUGUAUCAUGAGUAGCAGAGGCACUCAAAGUGUAGCUGACCUUCUAUAUGACGAGUUUGAGGACACAUCGAUUGAGCAAUCGUAUGACAAUACGAAAGCACAAGAUAUCAAUGAACUUUUAUAUGAAAAUCUUAAUAAUGACAACUUGACCAAUGUGAAAUCUUCUCAAAAUCUUUUAACAAAACAUCACACACCAAAAAGUGUGGUCUUAUUUGAAGCUCUGUUUGGACCAUCUCCCAGCAGUGUGGAUACCAGUGAUAAUAACUCUCCAGUUACACCAACAGCAAAGGAUGCUCUACCAGAAGCAAUAUCAUCAAGGGAAGAACAUAAUGAUUUGGAUGAGGAUUUCAUUGCUUAUCCUGAGAAAAGUGUUGAUGUAAUGAAUAAAACAGAACUUGGGAAAUGCUUUGUGGAAAAUACCGCUAGUUUACCAUCAAUUGGAACUAUAGAUUUAACAGAUGAGUUGUUUGGUAGUGAUGUUGAUACUUUAUCAUCACUUCAGUCUAAUGCGAAGGCAAUAAAUGAGGGCACUUGUGGUGAUGAUGGUGGAAGCUCAAAAAAGUCGGCAAGCCCAUCUUCAUAUUUUACAAAUAUACGAAUCCCUGGUCUAGAUCUGAUAUCUGACAAAAUGGAGGAAAAUAGUGGAGAAGGUACACAUUUUCUUUCUUUUUUUAAUUCGAAUGUGGUUUCAAAUUUGGAAGAUAAGGAGGUGCAUGCUAUGAAUGUCAGAGAGACUACAUCGCAAGAAACGGAAGGCGAUGGUAAAACCAAGGAUGCAAAAAAUGAACACACUGCAAUGGAAAGAAAUUCGGAAGAAAAUGAAAAUACAUUAACCUCUGUAGAAGAUGAUUGUACAAAAACAAACAUUGCAAGAGAGGGGAGUCCAACUUUACUUUCUGAUAAAAAUGUCCAUAAUAUUCCUUGCCUGGAUUUAACUUCUCCCAGAUCUAACUCACUGGGUCAAAAUAGUAAGCCAAAAACUAGUUGCCUAUCUAAAACAGCUGAAGCUUUAAAUGCAUCAAAGGUGGAAAAUGAUAUUGUAGCCAAGGAAAUACCCCGCUUAUCACCAUUAAAUGAUGCAGAAAUUCGUGGAACUUUAUCGCAGCAAUUACUACCUAUAUUAUCUGCAACUUCCCAAGAUAUAGUGAAUCAAAAGGUUUCCUUAAAUGAAAAAACUUUGCAUACGGUCCUUCAAACUGAAAAAAUUGUCAGCUCAAUACCCAAUGAAGAGCAAAGUGAACAUAACUGUAUAACAGAUGAUUCAUUAUCAACCGCAGAAAUACCUACGUCCCAAGAAUUUGUUGUUCAUGUAUCUACUGUGCCGCAUAUUGACACAGAUGAAAAACCCAAAAAUUCAGAAUCUGUUGCCUCAUCUAUUUUAACAACUCAGCCCGGUCUUCCAUGUUUGAAAUCGCCUUCUAGGCUAAGCUCUUCAACACUUGGUAUGUUUAGCCUAUUAUCUCCUAGGGCAGCAAAUCAUAUACCAUGUCUGGAUUUGACGUCCUCACCCGAAACAAUUACAAGUCCCCUCAAAUCUGUGGCUACUCCUGAAAAGAUUAUUACAGCAAAAAAUCAAAACUCAAAUUGCAUCUCUGUGGGCUCAAUCUUUACUAGCAACAAAGAAAUUUCUCGCUCUUUAGAUAGUGAUGGUGCCCAAUUGGCUGUUAAGACAAAAAAAUCCACAGAAAAUCUGGCCAAAUCUGAAGCCAAAUUAGGGAAGCUGAAAAAUGUACAGCCUAAUACCUCAACUGUUUUAACAAAAAAGCCUGAGCUUCAAACAGCUUUUUCGGAUCAAAGUCGCUCAUUACAUGGUGAUGAUGCCCACUUGGCAGAUGAGGCAAAAACAUCCACAGAAGAUUUGGCCAAUGAUCAAUCUGAAGCCAUAUUAGAGAAGCUUAAAAAUGUAGAGUCUAAUACCUCGACUAAUUUAAGGAAACAGCCUUACCUUCAGGCAGCUUUUUCUGAUCAAAGUUUUAGCUCACCAUCUAGACAAAGUCCUUCUUUAGAACAUGAUGCUGGUAACCUCUCAUCUCCAAAGGCACGAAUUGGUAUACCUUGUCUGGAUUUAACUUCCUCCCCGGAUGGUACAAUUCACAUUCCAAAUGCCUUAGAUUCUAGAUCAAAUUCUUUGGAAGGGAGUGAUAAAUCAAUCCAUACUACCAAAACAUAUAAAACACAUUUUCCGGAUUCGGUGUUGAUAGCUAAGACUAGUGACAUGCUGCCACCAGCCUCACCAUCUAUGUCUCCUUUAAGGAAUGUGGGAGCAAAUCACAUUGAAAACAUUUUAUUUAGUCCUCAAGCAGAAGCAACUCCAGCUAGCUUGGAUUUAACAUCUCCAGAAUCAAUAAAAUCUUUGAAAGGAAUUGAAAAUGCCUAUAAAUCUCUGGAAAUCGGAGUACCCAAGACAGCGGACAUACUAUCUCCAGCGUCACCAUCUUUGUCUCCAUUAAAGAAUGUGGAAAUAUAUCACCUUGAGAAGCCCUUAGCUAGCCCCAAAACAAUGGCAACUACAGCUUGCUUGGAUUUAACAUCUCCAGAAUCAAGUAAAUCUUUAAAAGGAAUUGAAAGUACCAAUAAAUGUCUGAAAAUCAUAGUACCCAAGACAGCGGACAUACUAUCUCCAGCGUCACCAUCUAUGUCUCCAUUACAGAAUGUGGAAAUAUAUCACCUUGAGAAGCCCUUAGCUAGUCCCAAAACAAUGGUAACUACAGCCAGCUUGGAAAUUGCCCACAAAUCUCUGGAAAUCAUAGAAAGUUCAAGUCCAUAUGAAAGCUCAGCAAAUGCUCAAAAUAAAUGUUCUCUUCAAAAUGAAGUUAAGAUUUCUGAUAUAAAUGCCAAUAAUAGCAAGGGAUUGAAAUCUAUGCAUAAAAUUGAUGGCAGUGCAAGCAAUUCCGCAGGUUCAACUCGUAAUCAAGUAAUUUCAUCUUCCCGGGAAACUCUUUCAUCUGGUUUGGCAAUAUUAAACGUAUCGCCAAAAAUCCCCGUAUACACAUUGAGCGAGUCUCCAACAGAUCUGCCUCUAAUUAGGAAGUCAUCACCAAAUUUGUCUGACAUCAAGUCCAUUAGCAAUGCCGAAUCAUUUUUGACAGAGGUAAAUGAGGAGGUCAAUGAUGAUGGAGAAAAUGGUGCUGAAAAUGAAGAGGUAUCGAAUACACCUGACUUCAGCCACAAGAAUGUAUCAAAUUUUCCAGACCAGCAAAAAAUAACAUCUCAACAGGAUCAUGCCACUGAAGAUGGUCAAGCAGGGAAAGUUGUAACAAUGGACAUUAAAAAUUGUAUCGAAUUUGACAAAUUGGACUCCAAUGUCUUGGAAUUUAAAGAAAUUAGCAAAACUAAAAAUGAUGCUGGUUUAGAAGUUACCAAUAAACCACCAGAAAAUGUUACUGAUACAGAGAACCAAAAUCUUGUUCCCUCUGAGAAAGACCAAGCAAAUUCAAUAGUGCGAAAGAACAACAAAGGCGAUAAAAAACACUCACUUGAAAGCUACUCGCUUAACGCUUCAACAGUUGAAGCUCAAUGUGCCAAUGAGGCAGAAUCAUCAUUAGAUUUGUGUACAACAAAAUCCAGCUUUGCAAAACCUACAGAAAGUAUAAAUGAUACAAAUGGGGAAGUUGAAGUUGAGUUUUCCCCAGCAGACAUUAAAGAGAGAGAUUUCUCCCAUACAAAGGGAUUUGAAAACUUUGAUAGCAUUUCAAAUACCUCUUCCAUCCAAACAGCCAUAACAGAAUUUGAGUCGGUAAAAGACAAUAACAGCAUAAAAUUAUGUGAAGACGCUACAAAGGUUGCUGCAACUAAUAAAGAGUUCAUAUAUGAAACUAAAUUGUCCGACGCUAAUGAAGAUGAGGCCAAAUCUUCAACAGGUUAUUAUUCAUUAAAAGUUUCGGAUGAUGAUGACGAUGAUGCUAUAAAUAUCACAAACUCAUCAACCUCCAACAUCGGUGCUGUGGUUAUAAACACCCAAAAUCACCAUUCUCCUACCACAGAGACCAUGGUUGCCACACUUUUAGAUGCGGGAACCUCGGAAAUAUCUGGAAAAGAUAGUGACUCCGAUGAAUUGGUGAUAUCUGAAGAAGUGCUGAAAAAUUCUCAAACAAAAGAUUAUGAGAAAGACUUGCAAAAAUCAACGAUUACAAAUUUACAUGACGAGGGCAAUGGAAAACAUGCUCUGGCAAUGCCAGAAACUAGAAAUAAGAACAUCAAUGAAUCCAAAGCAAAAUGUUUGACAACUCUUUCCGAUGUUGUUGUAGCAGCCUUGGAAAUCUCUGAAAAAGACAGUGACUCCGAUGAAUUGGUGAUUUCUGAAGAAGUUUUAAAAGAUUCGCAAUCCAAAGAGUAUGACAAAGAAAUGGAAAAUUCAAAAAGUAAAAAUUCACUUAAAGAGGGCGGAGGAAAACUGUUGGAAAACACUGAUAUCAAAGAAAAAGCUAAAGAAUAUGAAAAGAAUGAACAAACAUCAAAUAGUCUUACAUCUCUCAAAAGCAAUGUUAAGGAGUUACCUGAGAAUACUCAAGUCAAUAAUGCAAGUUUGAACAAUAACUUAGGUAACUCCUCAGAAACCAAAGAAAACUUGCUUAAUCUUUCCAAUUCUAUGCCAGAAGAAAAAGUCAAAACCUUUGUAAAGGAAAUAAAAUCUAACAAAAAACCCAAUAGCUUGCAAGACAAAGCUGAGACUCAACGAAUGCUUGCAAAAGAGUUUCAUAAUGGUAAAAAUCCAACAAUGACCCACCUAUCCACCCUACAGACUUUAGACUCAAAGUCAACGUUUGUUAAUACACAACAAAAUAAAACGCCAACGCAUAUACUGCGUUUACAAGAAGACUAUUUGAAUGUCAUACAAAAGCCUAACAUCCAUGAAGACACUACAACAACAACAACAGGUUCAAAUAAUGAAAACUCAAAAGUUGUUUCAAAACCUCAGCCUGAACCAGCUAACAUUUCUAAGGAUAUUGAUGCCAAUAAUACUGAACCAAAGCCACCCUCUGGACAAUACACAAAUUCACUAAAAUCUCUAAAUUUAAUAGACUCCUACAACAAGCCUAGCAGUUUACCCUCAGUUGCAAUUAACAGUCCUACUCCUUCAAAUUUUAGUGGUAUAUUUUCCAAAAACUUUUUCGACUCCUAUGAAGAGACCAUAAAAAAUAAGAGAAAAUCUCCCAAGUCCAAGGAAUAUAUUUUGCCAGCAGCCAGCGUUUUGUGUACAAUAAACAAUUUGAAAAAUGCCACCAAGAAAAAACCAACAGGCAUUAUAAACAAGAAAUUACACUGGGAAUUAUUGGACAAUAAAAACGAUAUGUUGGAGGUUGAAGAUGACAGCGAUGCUGAUAGUACCGAUGAAGAUAAAGAAGAGAAUAUCAAGCAAAUUGAUUUAAAACCAUUGGCAAAUGAAUCAAACAUCUUGAAGGCCUUGAAAUGUCUGAAUCCAGCUUUUGGCAAGCCAAUUAUGAUAGCCAGAAGGUAUACUAUAGAUACAUUGCCCCUAGACGAAGCCGUGCCUCAAUGCCAACCACGGGAAGAGCAGCAAAAACUAAAUCCCUUGAGUAAAUCCUUAUUAAACCUUAAAGAACAAUCUUGCGCUGAAGAUUUGAAUCCUUGUGAAUCUGUGACAACAUCCAAGAAACUGAAGAAAACCAAAAAACCACCUCAAAGUUCUACGGAAAGUACAAUGGUUAAAAAGAAGCAAACUUUAAAAUCUCCCCCCUUGAAAGGCCAAGGCAAAAUUAUAAAGCAAAAAGCCAAACCCAAGACUAAUGCAAAAAAGACUUUACAAAUAAAAAAAUCUAAACAAGUUUUGGAGCAAAAAACUAAAGCCAAUACCACCAUAGAACAUCAAUAUUCUACAAGUCUGCAAAGUAACAAUAACAAUAUGCAUCUGAGUUCCCUGCUAAAGGUCUCCAGUACUGUUCGCGGUAAUCUUCCAAAAAUUGACCUCAUUCAAGUUCAAGAUUUUCAAGAAUUGCUUCACAAAGAUAAAAAUUCCAAUCAAUCAUCGGUAGAAAUUGGCUACCAUACGAGUCCAAAUGAAAUACCAAUGAAACAGUUGCCCGUAAAUGACCAUCGAGAGGAACAGCAAAUUUCAACUCAGCAUCAAGUACAUCAUAAUGAUGAUAUCACAAAUGUCAACUCUCCCAGCAAUAUUGAAAAUAAAAUGUCAAAUAGCCCCCAUGCCUUAGUAUGUCUGGAAGAUCCAGUUUCAGAGGAAAGUGAAAACAGUGGUAAUGAUUCGAACGACAAUGCCCUAAAGAUAAAGGACAGCGUAGAAGGCCAAGCAACAGAAGACUGUACAGCCAAAUCUGUUAACACCACAUUUAACACACCACCUAAGAAGCUAAAGGAUGAUGAUGACCAACCCGGAGCCUCUACUACUACUGAACUCGAGGAAAGUUUUCCCAAAGAAAGCGAGAGUCCAAAUGUAGUAUCUCCUGUUUACAAUAAGCAGAAUUCCUCUGAUGAACAAAAUUCUUCUUGGGCUGAAAAUUCGGAGCCAGAAUGCAAUAAGUAUCUUAAAGAAGAUGAAAUUACCAGCACAAAGCAAACAGAUUCCCCAAGUAAAGGAAAGGAACAAGCAAAAGAGGAUAAUAAAAAACAUAAAUUAGACGAUGUAGAAGCUUCCACCACAAAACUUAUUAAAAACUCAUUGACCAAGGAUAACAAUAAAAUUAACAAAGUCCCUGACAGCAAAAAAUCGAUGGUCAACCAAAAAAAGGUAGAAGUAUCUUUAGAAGAUAUUGGUGUUAACUUGCAACCAUUUAAAGCCAAUUUGUCCUCAUUUCGUAUACCGAAAAUUAAGAAAAAUAUUGAAGGAGAGACAACAGCCACAGCUUCUAAUGCACACUCGCCAAGCAAAGGCAACACAAUGGGGUGCAAACAAGAGCAACCUUCUACAAGCGCAGUGGUGAAAGACGAAAUAGGGAGAGUUCAAAAGGAGCAAAAGUUGGAGGCAGCUAGCAUAAAAGUGCGUCGAAAAUCUGUAAAUACGCAUAGAAGAACAAGGGACCCUAGCAGUGAAUAUGAGUUCAGAGGAGAUAAUAGGAUAGACAAUAGAUCUUCUCCUUCGGCAUACAAUAAAACUAAAUCUCUAAAUCUCAACGAAAAUGAGAACAUAAAGGACAAUGACGUUGGCAUAUCCGAAAAAGCAAUUUAUGAAGUUGAGAAAUCUGAACUAUUAACACAUGCAUGCUUGCCCAACGAUAAUGUGAAACAACCAAUGCGUAGAAAAUCUUUAUAUGCUGAAAAGAUAGACGUAGAGUCCAGUGUUAAACGUGACAAACCAUUAAAGGCUAGGCGAAAAUCAAUGUAUGUUGAAAGCAAGGCAUUCAGUGAGCCUACUAUGGAAAACAAACUUUCCAAUCCAGAAAAGAUGCAACCAACUAAAUCUCGACGUAAAUCUAUGUAUGUUGAAGACAAAUCAAUAACAAAAGCCAAUUCUACUUGCCCUGAUAAGCUUUCGAAUGUUCAGAAUGGCAUUAAUGCUGAAAAGUCCAUGACUCUGGAGAAACCUGACCCCUUUAUGAAAGAAAAGCCUAAAAAGAUGAGACGAAAGUCUAUGUAUGCCGAGGCACCCCAUAUAUCAACCGAAGAUAAUGAGCAAUAUGAAGAUACUAUACCUUUACAACAACUGAUAAUACAUCGGAAAUCUAUGGUUACGGCUAGAGAAUCUAUGGGAAAAACAAACCAAUUGACAGCUAGUAAUAAAACUGAAAUUGAAGAUGGUCCUUACAGCUCAACUCCAAAAAGCAAGCAAAAAUUUUCUUCCAGAGAUCCUCGAGACAAGCCUAAGUUGGAACUUACACAUUUGAGUUCCCAAAUUGGCAUGGACUCAAAAACAGAAAUCCCAAAUAAAUUGAAAAAGUCUGAGCUUCCCCUAAAUGUGAACAAGACUUUACGAUGUCGCAGUAAAUCAAUGUAUUGCGAAAAAAUUGCCAACGAACUGCAAACAGAUGUUAAGGAAAUGGAUCAACCAGUUGUUCAUAAUAAAGAUAAUAACAAUCAAUUGGUUACUGAUACAUCAAACAUAAGGGUUUGUGACAAGACAACUGCAAAUUCUCAGCAACGUAUAUUGGAUUCCAGUGGGAAUACAACUCCGACUUCAUCUAUAACCCCCAUAGCACCUGUGAUAGAAACUUUGGCAACUAAUGCAAAUUCUCAACCUUCCAAUGUUCCUGCCAUCACCAAGAAAAAGAAACGUAAACGUCGCAUUGUAAGGGUUGUGAGUGUAUCAUAUGAAGAUCCCCAUAUUGCCAAGAAGUUUAAAGAGUCCAUAGUCGAUGAUGUUAAUUCCACAUCACCUGCUUCAUCCAGUUUUAGCCAUCCCAUAUUUCAUACUCAAGUACGGGAUGAACAACAACCUGAUGUCAACAACUUAACUCCUUUAUCGCAUGAUGAUCGUUUUAGAGAAAUCGAUGCGAACAUGCAGGAUAUGUUCUAUUCACCUCAACACGAAUCCUGCGAACUUAAGUCUAAAUCCCAAACAGCCUUAGAUACUUCCACAUCGCUAUCUUUAACGGCUUCAUUGAAUGUAUCUAAACAUAAUUUAACCAUAGAAGAAACCAUUUGUUCCACUAAAGAAACUGACCAAAGUUCCGCCAUCAUAUCUAAUGAAUUGCAGAAUACCAGUUCUACAAAUACCACCGCAACAACGUCGUUGAAUCAAAGCGGCGAUACCACCAAGCACGUGACACUAGGCUCUUCGCAGUAUCGCUUCGAAAAAGUCUCAGAAAAUGUUGUUAAUCUCUUCAUAUCACGCAAACGUAAGCGUAAACGUACUUCACAAACUUAAGUAUUGAAAUAUUUUCUUUUCAAUUAUUCUAUUGUAAUACAUGUUUAUUUAUUUAAAAAAAAUACAUUCAAUAUUUCUCAAAAGGAUUUUUUUCGUUCGAGUUUAAACCUACAAAUACAAUACAUAACAUUUUAAUACAUACGUAGAUUUUGUAUAUAUAUACACACAUGAAUACAUAAAAAUCUUAAUUUUAGGUUUGUUACUAAAGUUCGU